CUCACCGCUAUCCAGCAGUGGGCCAGUCGGCGAUGUUACUCCUCGCUGGGCUGUUGCUUUCCGCGCCGGCCGCUCUGGCCUGCGGCGGCAGCUUCUUCGGCUGCUUCAAGAGCGACCUCCUCCAGGCCUUCUCCAAGAUCGCUGCCUCCGACAGCUACGUCCUUGUCCCGGGCCUCUCCUUCGACAGGAAGAAGGAUGUCCCGAGGAGUCUCCAGGCCUUCCCAGUCGGUGCGGGCGAUGUCAGUGUCGUCGACGUCUACCGCAACGCCGAGCGGCUCUUCAAGAGUCAUUCCCUUUUCUGGAACGUCCUCCCAGGUGUGGACAUCAGUGUGUCCGAAGGGAAGGAUGGCAACUUCGUCUUGGGAGUAGAAAGGUGCCACCACGAAUCAGGUCCUCCGAGUCGAGAUUGCCUUCCUGAACCAUGGGCUGCCCCCAUUGUCGGGGGCAUAUCUACGCCACUCUAUUAUCUUCCUUUCUUUGAAAUAAUGGAGAAAGCUGGACCGGCUUCACCCCCGUGUCUUGCUCCUUUGUGUCCAACGAAACUGUUCAGCGACAUCCCAGUUCCGGCUACCGCGCCAGUCCGGAUUCGUUUAGAGUGGAAGGAAAUCGCGGAAUUCACUUUUACUGGAAACGGAAUAUCGACACACGUUUUCUAG
Messenger RNA from Nezara viridula (southern green stink bug), 656 nucleotides. Lineage: Eukaryota; Metazoa; Arthropoda; Insecta; Hemiptera; Pentatomidae. The record is from the annotation of a GenBank genome assembly.